GGGGGCGGAGGUUUUGCACUCCUCUCUCCCGCCGUGGAUAAAUAGCGGCGGCUCGGGCAGCGUGAAGCUCCAGCCUCUGCACUGACGUCCCGCAACCGCGUCAUGGACUCCCAGGACUGCCCGUGUGCCACCGGCGGCACCUGCACGUGCGGAGACAACUGCAAAUGUAAAAACUGCAAAUGCACAUCGUGCAAAAAAGGCUGCUGUUCCUGCUGCCCUGCAGGAUGUGCCAAGUGUGCACAGGGCUGUGUCUGCAAAGGGCCCCCCUCUGCCAAGUGCAGCUGCUGUAAGUAGCGGCCCCCCCCCCGCCACGCCGAGGAAAACUAACCUUAUAGUAUGUGUUUUUUUAUAUGUGUGUUCGGAUCGUGUCAGUGUUCAGCACAUGUGGUGUACCAUGAGCUGCCUGAAUAAAGCUGU
Messenger RNA from Lagopus muta (rock ptarmigan), 417 nucleotides. RefSeq names its product metallothionein-1. Gene Ontology annotation, molecular function: metal ion binding. The transcript has 3 exons. NCBI's taxonomy places the organism in Eukaryota, Metazoa, Chordata, Aves, Galliformes, Phasianidae. Bases 103 to 294 code for a protein of 63 amino acids. The record is from RefSeq and is a predicted model, not a curated record.